GGAGUUACCUGAACCGAGGAGUUUUGCGUAGUCAUUUGAGUUUUGCUCACAAGACAACACAUACACACACACACACACACAUUUUACAGAGUUUAAUUAGCAUAUUUCAGUCAUGACUCUCACAGUAAAACAACAAUUUGAGUAAGUUAUAGAUUGUAUUUAAACCAGGACAUUUUGGACACAAGCCCGCGUGCCGCAGACGACAGGUGGACAUUGAUAUGGAGGAGUCCAGUGACUUGUAUAUUGUGUACGAGACAAAUGGCCCCGCUCCCUGGGCAGACCACCAACAUCAGUGUCUGGAGGAUCUGGACAGUGUGGAAUGUCUCAGAAGGAAGAUUAAAUAUUACUUUAUGAACCCCUGUGAGAAGUACCACGCUCGAGGCCGAAAACCAUGGAAACUUGUAGUGCAGAUUAUCAAAAUUGUUAUUAUUACUAUCCAGUUAGUGUCUUUUGGUCUGAGCAACCAGAUGGUUGUCACAUUCAAGGAGGAAAAUCUGAUGGCAUUUAAGCAUCUCUUCUUGAAAGAUUAUGUUGUUGGAGGCAUGGAUACAUAUGCUGUUUACAGACAGGCUGAUGUUUAUGAUCACAUCGAUUACAUCAUUGAACAGUAUGGACAUCUGCACAACAUAACAGUAGGCAAUCACGAAUAUGAGAAAAACGGUGCUUUCUACACCCCCCUGUCAGUGUGUCAGGAGUUCUACAGAAAUGGCUCCAUCUACCCUGGAAACGAGACCUUUCAAAUCGAUGCCCAAGUGGAAACCGAGUGCCUUGAAGUGUAUCCAAUGUAUUAUCCGUCAUUGCAGGAAGCACAUUUUGAAUUGCAUUUCAAAAGGAUGCUCUCUGUCAAGGUCACAUUUGUUCUCAAGGCCAUAAAUUUACAGACAGUGAGACAUCGAGAGCUGCCAGACUGCUACGACUUUACCGUUAUUAUAACCUUUAACAACCAAGCUCACAGCGGCAUGAUAAAGGUUGACCUGGAAACCGAUGUUGACAUUAACGAAUGCAGAGACUGGACUGUAACUGGAGCAUCUGCUCGACACAUAUACCUGACUGUGCUGUUUGACUGCCUCGUCAUUAUCACGUGCAUCACCUCCUUCACACUCUGCACACGCUCAGUGAUCAAUGGGAUCAAGCUGCAGUUUGAGUACACACAUUACUGCAAGAGUCGUUGCGAUAAAGAAGUCCCAUGGUCAGACAAGUUGGAGUUUGUUAAUGGUUGGUAUAUUCUGAUCAUUGCUAGCGACAUCAUGACCAUCAUUGGCUCCAUUCUCAAGAUAGAGAUCCAGUCUAAGGUCCUCACAAGCUAUGAUGUCUGCAGCAUCUUCCUUGGGAUCGGCACCAUGUUUGUCUGGAUCGGGGUCAUCCGCUACAUGGGCUACUUCAGGAAGUAUAAUAUUCUCAUCCUGACACUGAGGGCAGCUUUCCCAAAUGUUAUCCGUUUCAUCUGCUGCGCUGGAAUUAUCUACCUGAGUUACUGUUUUUGCGGCUGGAUCGUCCUCGGCCCAUACCAUGAGAAGUUCCGGACCUUGAACACAGUGUCAGAGUGUCUAUUCUCCCUGAUCAACGGAGACGACAUGUUUUCCACCUUUAAGAACAUGCAGCAGAAGAGCAGCCUGGUGUGGAUCUUCAGCAGGGUCUACCUCUAUACCUUUGUCUCACUCUUCAUCUACAUGAUCCUCAGCCUUUUCAUCACAAUCAUCACUGACACCUACGACACCAUCAAGCAGCAGCAAAGUGCAACUCCAACAUCAGAGCUGCAAAAAUUCCUGUCGUUGUGUAAAGAUCUGCCUAACUCUGGGGUGUACAGACUCGACGAGGCCAGCUGCUUCUUGAACUGCUGCAUCAAAAGGUGCAGAAAGCAUGAGACGCUGACAUCUGAGGCAUAGCAAGGCCACUAAUGUGGAAAUAUGGAAAGGCUUUACCGUAUAAACUGUAACCUUCCAAUUAAUGUGCACUUUAUACUGUUAUAUUUAGUAGGGGAGUCUUGAAAAGCUUUUUUUUUCAUUAACAUCCAAGUUUUACUCAGGUGAUUUGAUUUAAUGUGAAGGAGCAGUUUUUAAGUACUGAAAAGACCAAACUGGAAGGUAAGAAACAAAAGGAAUUCAAGACAGAUGAAGUCUGGUCUCUAUGAUGCAGAGAGCACUUUGUAAAUACACUUAUUUAUAUUGAUGUCUAGAUGAAACAAAGUGACAUUUGGAAUUUUCCAAAACAUGUCCUUUGGAAGGAUCCCCAUGUUGUACACUGAAGAUAAUGAACAAGGUUAAAUAAAUAAGUUGUAAUGUAAAA
Molecule: messenger RNA, 2286 nt
Organism: Perca fluviatilis (European perch)
Lineage: Eukaryota; Metazoa; Chordata; Actinopteri; Perciformes; Percidae
Gene: mcoln3b
Product: mucolipin TRP cation channel 3b
Exons: 14
Coding region: 219-1886 (555 amino acids)
Cellular component (GO): plasma membrane; lysosomal membrane
Molecular function (GO): NAADP-sensitive calcium-release channel activity
Source: RefSeq, a predicted model, not a curated record